This is a messenger RNA of Schistocerca americana (American grasshopper), 930 nucleotides long. RefSeq lists its product as uncharacterized. Lineage: Eukaryota; Metazoa; Arthropoda; Insecta; Orthoptera; Acrididae. The record is from RefSeq and is a predicted model, not a curated record. The coding region runs from base 1 to 711 and encodes 236 amino acids. The transcript has 5 exons.
AUGUGGACAGGAUAUGCCAUCAUAGCAGGCUGGAACCAAAGAAAUAAUAAUAUUCAAAAGGAGCUCCUGCUGGUGAAAGUGGCAGCGCUCGUGGGGAGCAGGGGCUCAACAACAGCGGAUGCUGCAGCAGCGACGGCUGUGGCGUCAACAACCCCGACAUCGACGGCGGCGCCGGCACGCGGCCUGACGAUAAGCAGGUGGCGCCGCACCCCAGGGAACGCGGCGAACCGAUCGCCGACGGACGGGAAGGUGGAGCCUCGGUUGGUGCAGACGGCCCCACUGCCAGAGGCGAGUCUCGGAGUGUCCGGAAUUUCAGACACACUGACGGGCACCAAGCUGGCCUUGGCCCAGAAGCUGCUGGAACACCCCCUCAUCGCCAAGAUCAUUCGGCCCAUCGUCGACUACGUCAGCGGCACCAACAGUGGCGUCGACGGAACAGGAGGCGAGCUGCUCAACCCCAGCUACUUCGGAAGCAGCUUCAGCUUCCCAUUCGCGUUCCGCACCAACUUCUUCAAUUCUGAAAACGGCACUGCUGAGGCGGCUGACACCAAGGACGCGCACCCAGGCACCGACGACAGCAAGGAAGGCACCUCUGGUGACUCGGUGCAGGUAAGGGACGCGAAGGGAGUGCGCCCUGGCGGCGACGUGCAGCACUACCGCCUGGCCGUGGCGAAGCGUGGGCGACCCGGCGCCCCCAUGCCGGCGCAGUAACGCAACAAACGCAGCCCAGCCCAUCCUAGCCUAGCCUCACACAGCAUCGAGUGGCGACCUCCCCUACAGUCUCCCUGUAACAAGAGUUCGUGGACUGCGAAUCGAAUAACUGGUCUCUCUGUAGCAGCAAGGGGCACUUUGGCAAAAGACUGAGCCUUUCCUAGCACCUCGUUCAAGUACUGCGAGAGUAGCAAGAUUUGAUUCGCAACUGACGCACUG